This is a messenger RNA of Caenorhabditis auriculariae, 1111 nucleotides long. Lineage: Eukaryota; Metazoa; Nematoda; Chromadorea; Rhabditida; Rhabditidae. The record is from the annotation of a GenBank genome assembly.
AUGUCUCCUCUGGCUCUGCUCUUACUGUCCAUUUUUACCGUCACCGUCGCCCUUCCACCUAAAGGUUCCUCAAAUUUUCUGAUUUUUCUUGGGUAUUGUGUGAGGUAAACUUCACAGAUCUGAUGUAAACUUCUGUGGUGGGUAAAUCGAGUACGAGUAUUCGAAAACAAAAAUAACUAUCUGCUGAGUGACCUCAGGUACUGAGAAAAGUCCGUCGGAUAUGAACAAAAAAAAACAAAGAGCGGAAUUUCCUUGCAUUUUUUGUAGAAAAAGUUAUUUUCUUGUUUCAUUCAUAAUAUAUUGAACCACAGAAAUUGUUUUAAAAGCCGGAAAACCGUUUGUUUUUGACUUGCUACUUCUCAGCUUCCUAUGGUGCUUAGCAAAUUAUUUUGUUUUGUUUUAAAGAACUCAUACCUAGGGCUACCUACCACAAAAGUGAACAAGGUUUGAGAUUUUCACUUCACACACUUUCCUUGUGAGUUCAUGAUUUUUUACAUGAAUCGUAGGAAAUAAGAAUGAUUUUUAUUUACAAAAUGAGUUUUCUUCAAGAUUCUCUCAACGAUCUUCAUACUUUGUGUUAAGGAUGCAUGUCUUGUCUUCUGGCCCCUUUGGAGGAGCGUCCACACUCUGGAUCUUCGUCUGUCAGCAAAAAUUUCGGCCCUAACCGCUGUUUUGUAAGCUUUCUUGAGUUGCUUUUUAUUAAUUUUUAGUUUCCAGGUACAAACAGUGAAAUGUGUUGGCCGAACGAAAGAAUCAGAAACAUUCAUUCAGGUGAGAUUGUCCUAACCAGAUAAUGUUUAUAAUCUUUUUCAGUUUAAUCGUGGAUCGAAAGGCGUUUUGGCACCUAUUGAACAAACAAUAGAGCUUACAUGCAGCAAUUCCGGCGAAUGGGAGGUUGGUUAUCAUUUUUUCUUAUUGGAAUAAAACUUUUUGAUGCAACCUUAAAUAAAAACACUGAAUCAGUAGAAAAAAAAUUUGGAGUCUUUUUUCUUGGUGUCAUUACUACUAAAAGUACCUUUUUUGCGAAAUAAUGGUUGAAUAAACAUUAUUUUAGUUCAAUCAUCUCGACUUCACGCUCAAAGUGAACUCAGUGUCGUGCUUAUCAACCUGA